Molecule: messenger RNA, 3232 nt
Organism: Aureobasidium pullulans EXF-150
Lineage: Eukaryota; Fungi; Ascomycota; Dothideomycetes; Dothideales; Saccotheciaceae
Exons: 6
Coding region: 167-3232 (1021 amino acids)
Source: RefSeq, a predicted model, not a curated record
CGAUGCCUGAGCUAAGAUCAUGUCCUCUGACAUUUAAUCAUGCACAGUCUGCCGCCAUAAAUCAUGGAGCCACACACGAAGAGUAUAGAUUGGAGGUCAGAACACUGUUGGGAUCUGAUCGGGACCCAGUAAGCACUUCCAUUGGCAGAAGUAUAGUGGUAGAGAUAUGUUGCCUAAAUUUAUUGAGAUUACAGGCCUUGUGUGUCUGGCUUUAAUUCAACCGACAGUUGCACAAUACAACAGAGCAACUUCAGUCGAGGUCAAUAAUGGCAAGCCAACGGCGUGGUGGUCAGCCGAAGCAGAAGCUCCAUCGACCAGCGUCUUCGUCGCCUCGCCACUACCUACUGUCUUCUACAAUUGCCAUUUUGCAGGCUCACUGUGCAAUAACGUAGAACUAACACAGCACGGGGCUCACGCUGGCACAAUUGACAUGGAACUGGUAUAUGACAAAGAUUCAGACAGAAGAGACUCACGCAGGGGUAAAAUCUGUCCCAAGACCUGGAACAAAAAGCACACUUGUCCAGAAGUUGACCAGCCCGAUGUCUGGGUGCGCGACUCGACUAGGAACGCUGAUGGCAACAGAUUGAGGCCCAACAAGAUCUCCAAUAAGUUGCAAUAUAACAUGGGGAUGAAUGGAAGGAAACGCAAUUAUCUGAUUGAGGACUACUCUGGCACUCCCAGUGGGUUGAUGUACACCUGUGAUGAGUUCCCAUUCGCGAGUACUAUCCAAGGCGGUACUGGCCUUGCUGGAGAUCCAAACGCAGGGUUGACAUAUAGCGCAACGACUUACUGUGCUCCACAAGGGUCAAGAUGUGCGAAGGAUGUAAGAUGGCAGGAUGACUGGCUUGCUUCACGUGGGUUACUAUCGCAAUGGAAAGCCUUAACGCCUGGCAGCGCUGCAAAAAGCAACUGGAUGGCCGCAAAGAAUAUGUACUAUCCUGUCAGCGACCAGAACAUGCAAGCUGGUGCCCUCAGCGAACUGGCUCGCCAUUUCUCCAAACUCAAGGGUGACCUUUUCCUCUUCAAACUGAAGACAUUCAGCGAUCCGAACGAACCUCGCUUCGCAUACAUGGAGUUGGGAGAAGACGACGAUGAAGAAGAUGAUGAGGAUGGAGAUGUCGACAUGUCGAACACAAGGCGCGAUCUUGACAUGCAAUCCGCAUUCCAGAUCCAACACGCCGCCAACGCGAGCCAAGAAUAUAGGGAUCUUGAUUCUGAAUCAAAAAGUAGACUUCCCACUGGCGGUGACUCCUAUGCACCGUACUCUAGCAGUAAUUCUGACCCCAGCGAAUCACAUACCUCCAGGACCUCGGGAUUCAUCUCGCUCACAAGACCUGAUAUCAGCGCCAGAAGCCUUCGACUAGCGCCAACAGAGGCUUCUCAAUUGAUCUUCCCGAACAACGCGACAGUAACUACCCUACCCUCGACAUCGACAAUUGUAGAUGCCACAGAGAGGCUUGCCUCUUUCGAUCCUAUCCGAUCUGAUCCACUAUCAGCCUCUUUGACGCGUCCUGCUCUUUUCUCUAAUUCAAGUACAGGCAGCAGUCACAUCAGCCUGAGCUAUUCAAGUAUCUCAAACACAAUUUCGGAUAAUUCCACAACCUAUCAACGGACAGUAUCUACAUCUGGAAGUUUGCUCUACUCUGGAUCGUUCACGACUUCAAAGCCUUGGAGUUCGCGUUCAUCAAGUUUCAGCAUGUCAAACUUGACCCAAGUGACCUCUCUGCAGCCCUGGUCGAGUAACCAGACUUCCCGUGUAGCAUCCAACGUAGGGGCUUCCCGGAUCAUCACGCUAUCGUCGGCGAACCAGACCUCAUUUACCUUCGCUUCAUCAACCUUGCUGCUCGGAAACAACGGAAAGACCACCUCGAGUACUCAAUCUAGCAUCACCAAUUCUUUGAGUUCGCGAAACACCACAUCAUCGUCAACAGAAGCUAUCGGCGUAGCAGCAGCAAAUACAAGUGCAUCAGUAAUAACAACUAGCAUCGUUGAGUUAGGGAUCGCGAGCAUGACACCCGUAUCUUCGAAAAAUUCAAGUAUCUCGGAUAUUUCUCUGUCAUCAAGGAGAAUGUCACAAACUCUCGGUCUCAACUCCACGGCUUCGGGUAUCAUCAAGAUCUCGAAGAGCUCGGGUUCUGGAACAAGUGCUACUGGUUCAAGAUCAAGCACAAUCACAAGCUCGAUGUUCUCGACCAAAUCCGAUGCAUCCGAUUCUACAGCAAGCUCAAAUAGCACAUCAUCUGUCUUUUCCAAUUUUGCGACUCCGUCUUCACUACACUCCGGUCCAAGUGCUAGCGCAAGUCUUAGUUCAACCGAUACAUCCAACAUCUCCACUAUAACGGUCCCUCACAUCUGGACAAUGAGCUCACCAGUAGUCACAUGCAGCCCACCAUGUAUCAUCAUGCUUCCACCUUUCCCGUUGACGGACUCAACAACCAUCAUCCCAGAUCCGGUCACGACCAAAGAUCAGACUAUAACAUUCCCUCCUAUUACCACUGACAUGGUGUCCUUCUCGUGGGUGACUAUCAACAAUCCUGGAGACAAGGUUACACCGAUACCUGUCAUUGAUCCACCCAAACCAAUCACUUUACCUGAUGAGAAGCCUCCGGCGACCGUCAUACCAAAGUUCACAGUCCGUCUUCCGAUCUUGCCACCGAUCAUGCUGGCAACUCCUUCACUUGCCUCGAAGCCUUCGAGUACGCCAGUACCUCCAUCUCCACCCGCCAAUGCCGAGGACGAAGCAGAGGAAGAUGAAGGAGAAGAAGAAGAGGACGAGGACGAGGAGGAAGAUUGUGAUGUACCAGGCUGGGACCCAAGUGAUUUCCCCAUGCCGGUGCCCGAUGGAGAACACUUUGGAACAGAAACUUCUGCAACAGUUUCAGCCGACACCAGUUCAGCGGCCACUACGACUUCUGUGGAUUCGUCGAGCACCAUAGCUGCAUCUUCCGCUCCUGCCCCUACCUCGGAACGCCAAUCAGAACUGACAUCGAACACACCACCGCCCCCUUCUACUACCUCGGAGUCUCCCCCGCCACCCACGUCUUCAACCUCCGAGCCAUUACAACCACCACCACCACCACCACCCCCGUCUUCAACUCAAGAGGCACCUCCGCCACCUCCACUACCAUCAGCACAUCCUCCUUGCAAGACGUGGAGAGAUUGCGAUUGCGAUUCCGCUCUCACGAUUUCAUGCAGCGGCCCCGCGGGCGGGCAAACUUGUCAUUGUGGCUGA